Molecule: messenger RNA, 1384 nt
Organism: Struthio camelus australis
Lineage: Eukaryota; Metazoa; Chordata; Aves; Struthioniformes; Struthionidae
Source: RefSeq, a predicted model, not a curated record
AUGGCAAUACCUGGGGAUGGGGGUGUCCGGGCUGUGGGUGUCCAGGAUGCCGGGGGCGGGGAUGCGGGUGUCCGGGGUGUCCCACCGGUCCCGGUGCUGUGGGCGCGCUGCCAUGUGCCCUUCCGGCUGGUCCUUAACCUGCCUGCACAGCUGAGCUCCAAGGAGGGGGCCAAGGGCCUGGGCGAGCCCCCGGCCACACUGCCGACGGUGGGCACGAAUCUGACGGACCUGUUGGUCCAGAGGAAGAUCACGAUCCGGGAGCUGGGGGGGUGCAUGGGCCCCAUCUGGCCCAGUUACUACGGAGAUUGCAGUGCCGUCCUGUUCAUGAUUGACGCUGCCAACCCCACCCAGGUCUCCUCGUCCUGCAUUCAGCUGCUGUCCCUCCUCUCUGCAGAGCAGCUCGCCUCCGUGUCUGUGCUGAUCCUCUUCAAUAAGAUUGAUCUGCCCUGCUACAUGUCACUGGUGGAGAUGAAGUCGCUGUUCCGCAUGCAGGACAUUGUCUCCUGCGCAACGCAGCCCAUCACGAUGGUGGAGACCAGCGCCCGCGAUGGCACCGGCCUGCCUGACGUCCUGCAGUGGCUUCAGGCCACCCUCCGAGAUCCCAGCUGACCCCGAGCCCUGCCAUUCCUCGGCUGUCUGGGCUAAGGAAAGGAUUUGUGGCAGCUCACACUUAGCCUGUCACCCAGAUGGGGCUCCAGGGACUGAAGGAGGUGGCUGGAACAGCUGCCUGCAGCUGUGAGUAGGGCUGAGGGCAAUGACACGGGCUGAUGGUAGGAAAUAGCUCUUUGAGACGUCACAGUAAAACUAUGAAGCCUCAAGACUUCCUCCGUGUUAUCCAUAUUGGCAGUUGUCCUGUGACGGUGGGGGUGGAAAGUCCUGCCUUUCACAGGAAGGAUGAGCAGGAAUCUCAGAGACCAGACUCUCCUUUCUGCGUCAAUCCAUCCUUAGCCCCUUCUAAGGCAGAGCUCUGCCUUCAAGCUCUCCUGCCAGGACUGCUGCAGUGCUCCCAGACUCCCCUCUGUGGGGUUAGGGGGGGCAGGUGGAUCAGGUCAGUCCCUGCCCUGCUCUUUUUUUGGGGCUGGAGUGGACUGUCCAUGUCACUCAUCUGCCCCAGAUUCUGGAGUCCAUCUGCAAGUAAAACCCUGCUGAGGAGUUACAACAAGCAAAAGCCCACAGCCAGUUUAAAGAAAAGCAUACAGCUCUUGUCUCCAGAGGUAGUGCUGUAUCUUGCAAGAGCAGAAAACUAUAGGCUUUGGAUCUGUGUAAAGAUGAAAGAUAAGGGCUUCAUGGAGGCACAGUCUCUGCUGCAAAUCAGCAGGUACACAAUGAAAAACUAUGUAAACAUGUUGUUUAUUUACAUAGAUUAAAAGCAACAGGAAUCCCA